GAACUUUUACACAGAGGUUCUAGAAAGAUCUUCAACAGAACUGAAUGAAAUCCAGUAAGAACCUGCAAACCUCUCAGUGACAUUCAUUUGUAGAAAAGACAAGAAACACUGAGUGCAGACGUUGGACGUUCGAGUUUCCUAUAAAUAUGUGCAACAGGAAGUGGUUAUGAAGCAGAGCGCGUGCAGAAACAGGGAGCGCGCGAGAAGCUGAAACAGUAAAGAUCAGUAAAGGGGGGAACUGAGCUUCACGUGCACCAAACUGCUGACAGUGAGGUGACCGACUCCAUCACUCCACCAUUUCAUCACUCCAUCACUCUUUCAGUCCAUUCAUGGGAACUGAUAAAGAGUCUGAGACGGAGGCGCGCGCAGAGAUGGAGAAAGAAGACGUGACGCAGGAGGAGGAGAGCGGAGGAGAGCGCGCGGACGACGGGAACUUGCUGAACGCGUACACCUGGCACACGGGAGGCGCGCGAGGCGAUCCGGCCGAGAAAAGCGCGGGGAACAAGUGGAGUAAGAUGCAGAGCUGGAGGAAAGCGCUGAGUGAGGACGCGCCAAAUAAAUCCCCCGCACCCUCACCCUCAUCGCGGCCGCGCGCGGGGGACGGAACCACCAAACCCGUCAGCGGGAGGAAGAACCCGUUCCGCAGAGCGCUGUCAGAACCUCCAGGCUCGCUCCUGUCCUCCAUCCUGUCCCCUUCAUCAUCAUCAACAUCACCCUCAGCGGCGGAGCCCGGCGCGGCCGCAGACACGCCACAGGGCGGGAAACUCCGCAAAUACCUGCGCCAGGUGUCUCAGAGACUGAAGAGACCGCGCGCGCAGAACCGCAACAACACGAGUACCGCACAACAGCAGCAACAACAACAGCACGAGCGCGAGGAUGUGCCAUGUGUGGACUCUGCAGGUUCAGUUCAGUUCUUCUGGGUUCCUCAGGAUGUUCCUGUGUGGGACAUCAACAACUGUCUCCUUCAGGAUGGACAGAUCUUCAUCUCCCGAGAGGAGGAGCCAUUGUUGCGGAUGAGGAAUCGAGCGAGCAGCUGUCUGUCAUCUCUCAGUCUGCACAACCUCACUGAGAGUCACUCCAACCUUGAGUGCACUCCAGAUCAUGUGCCUGUGCCGAAGCCUAAAACUCAGGAUGGUGGAGUGAGAAUGAAGAUAAAACGGCGUCUGCAGGGUGGAGCUCACAGGAAACUGAGUAACACACAACUCAACGUAGUGGGACUGAGUCCCGCAGCACGGUUUGGGUCUCGAGAUUCUCUCUUGGUACCGCUGAAUACAGCUGAAAGUCUGGACUUGAGUUCAGACUGUACCACUGUGAUCCGGCCCGUGCACAGCUCUAUUCUUGGAGAGAAGUACUGCUUUGAAGUGAUUAACUCGGACAGUAACCACUGCUUUGGCUGCAGCUCUGCCGCUGAGAGGGACCGCUGGAUCGAGAACCUGCGGCGUGCUGCUCGGCCCAAUAAGGAUAACUGUGAGCGUAUGGAGAACUCUCUCAGCCUGUGGGUGAAUGAAGCUAAAGAUCUCCCACCGAAAAAGCGGUACUACUGUGAGGUUCAUCUUGAUGGUACGCUGUUCGCUCGCACCAGCAGUCGCGCCGUGGUUAAAUCAUCAUCAGUCCCUGGGAAUGACGGUGGGUCGAGCACGGUGGGCGUGUCUUCUGGAGGAAGUGGAAGCACAGGGGGGUGCCAUCUGUUUUGGGGGGAGCUUUUUGAGCUUGAUAACCUCCCCCCUGUUGCACAGAUCACACUGCACCUGUUCCGCGAUGAUGACCCCAAGAAGAAACGACACUCGAAAGAUGAUAGCAUCUCUUACCCUCUGGGCAGCGUUGCUCUGUCUCUGAACAACAUUAAAGGACGAGUGUUUCAGGAGAAAUGGUAUCCCAUCAUUCCCUACAAACCUCCCGGUACAGGUGGGGCGAAGGAGCAACUUGGGCCGCAGGCGUGUCUCCGGGUGAAGGCGCGUUUCCAGAACCUGCAGGUGCUGCCGAUUGAGAAAUAUAAGGAGUUUGCGGAGUAUGUGACACUUUGUUACAUGGAGAUGUGCAGCAACCUGGAGCCUCUGCUGAAUGUCAGGGAUAAAGAGGAGCUGGCUGGAGCACUCGUCCAUGUCCUACAGAGCAUCGGAAAGGCCAAGGAGUUCUUAAUCGAGCUAGGAGGUGCUGAGGUCCAGCGCUUGGGCGAGAACGAGGCUCUAAUCUUCAGAGAAAACACUUUGGCCACCAAAGCCAUAGACGAGUACAUGAAGCUGGUGGGGCAGAAAUAUCUCAUCGAUACUCUUGGAGAUUUCAUCACGCGACUGUACGCAUCCUCAGAAAGCUGUGAAGUCGAUCCACAGAAAUGUUCUGCUUCCGAGCUGCUUGUCAACCAGCGCCACCUAAAGGAAACGUGUGGAGAAGUGGUGCAACAGAUCACUGAGACACACAGCUCUUUUCCAGUGGAACUGAAUGAAAUUUUCUCCAGCUGGGUGUCUGAUUGUGAGGAACGCGGACGAGCAGACAUCGGACACCGUCUCAUUUCAGCAUCUUUAUUCCUCCGGUUCCUCUGUCCAGCCAUCCUCAGUCCCUCUCUGUUUGGACUGACCCAACCAUACCCAGAGCCCAACACACUCCGUACUUUGACUCUCACGGCUAAGAUGCUGCAGAACCUCGCCAACUUCACGCCGUUUGGAGAGAAAGAAGAGUACAUGCUGUUCAUGAAUGAGUUUCUGGAGGAACACUGGGAUGAUAUGAGGACUUUCCUGCAGAAAGUAUCAAACCCCGACAGUGAACUAGAGAUGGCCCGGUUUGAUGGCUAUGUGGAUCUUCCUUUACAACUUGCUGUGCUUCACAGCCUGCUAGUAGAUAUCAUCUCCCCAAUGAAACUGGAAACUAUAAACAACCUGCAGCCGCUACCGUCCAUCCUGAACCAGAUCACUGAGCACCUCAGCCCAGACGUUCCCCGGAUCAACUGCAGCAGUUGUGAAGCAGCCAAGCCCACCUACAUUCCUCCCCGAGACCUCGGCAAGUACAGCCCACUGGAAAAGUCAGUUCAGCACCUGCCCCAAGACCCACGCCCUGCACAUGCCAAGGACAAACACCGGAAGCAGGUGAUGAGGACGCAGAGCGUUCCUGCCUCUGAGAGACACAACCGCCAUCCUUUGAAAAGACAGACCAGCACUACUGACCUGACCCCCAACGACCAAGAUAAGAACAAUGAAGCUUCCAGCAUGGAGAUCUCACCACCACAGCACACUAUGAUUGAUAAACCUGCACCUGCUCCUGUUCCCUGGAUCAAAGAGCAGCAUCAGAUCAAACAUGUUCAGGAAGAGACAAGACUGCUAGAUAAGCAUGCUCAGGAGCUGUGUGAGCUGCGUUUGGGGGUGGAGCAGGUGACGGACCGUGAGCUGGAGAUGGCAAAGCGGCUGGAGGAUUUCAUCAGUGUGAGUCAGGAGCAGCAGGUGCAUCUACAGGCCGAAAUGCAGGAACUGCGCAGUAUGUUAGCUCUGAGAGAGGAGCAGCUCGCCAGCGCCACCUUCAGACUGGGUGUGAUUGAGGAGGAGCGUGAGGAAGAUGAGAGGAAGCUUAAUGUCGCUCUGGCAGCAGCUGAACGGAUGAAUGUGUUGGAGGAGCAGUUUGCGAGUCUGUUAAAGGACAUGCAGCAAUUAAAUACAGUGCAUGGUGAUGGCCUGAGAACGUCGUAAUCAACACUUAACACUGAGACAGUGAGUGAGACAGUGAGACAGUGAGUGAGACAGUGUGCUCACUGUGUAUGACGUCAGACUGCGCAGCUAAGAGUUUUUACCCAUAAUCCUUUACAUUUAGUUUCUGCUUCUGUGAGAUGUGUUCCACUGUGAAGUAGUGUUCGAGUGUUUGUUAUUGUGUAAUUAAAGAAGUGUUCACAGUUGUGUGUUUAAUGUGUUAUUUGGCAUACUCUUACUGUACGCUUCAUUAGUAAAACAAACAAAUGUAAAGUUGUGUGAAUAAAAUGUCACGGUGUGUGAGUGUGUGUGAGUGAGUGUGUGUGUGUAGAGUAAAUUCACCAGUGACACAUACAUACUACAGUAAGUUAGCAGAAUGUUUUCGCAAUGUUUCAAAAUUUUCGGUUUCUAUAGUGUUAAAUCAGCGCACGGUGGCUUAGUGGUUAGCACGUUCGCUGCACACCUCCAGGGUCGGGGGUUCGAUUCCCACCGUGGCCCUGUGUGUGGAGUUUGCAUGUUCUCCCCAUGCUGUGGGGGUUUCCUCCUGGUACUCCGGUUUCCUCCCACAGUCCAAAGACAUGCAUGGUAGGUUGAUUGGCGUGUCCAUAGUGUAUGAAUGGGUAUGUGAGUGUGCCCUGCGAUGGAUUGGCACCCUGUCCAGGGUGUACCCUGCCUUGUGCCUGAUGCUCCCUGGGAUAGGCUCCAGGUUUCCCCGUGACCCUGAAAAGGAUUAAGCGGCAUAGAAGAUGGAUGGAGGGAUAGUGUUAAAUCUGCCAAGUGUUCUGAUAACUUUUUUUAUGUAAUGUUUAUGAAAAUCUACAUUGUAAUGUUAACACUGAGCUUUAAUAUGUCACAGGUUUUUACAAUGUCAUUUCUUGCGUGUACGAUGCUGAAGUUUUCACAUGCAGAUGCUGCAGUUCCACUGUACUGACUCCAUGAUGAUGAGAGAGCUUAAUCCUGAUUGGUUGGAUGCUCUUCUGACCACUGCCUUGGUUCUUUUUUAUUCUCACACCUUCAAAUCUGUCAUCUCUAAUAAAUUCCUGUAGUUUUGAUUCCACUUGUGAUAAUGUGUCAAUAAAGUUAUACACCAUAUAA
Messenger RNA from Ictalurus furcatus (blue catfish), 4766 nucleotides. It is a transcript of the gene rasal3, whose product is annotated as RAS protein activator like 3. Gene Ontology annotation, biological process: regulation of GTPase activity. NCBI's taxonomy places the organism in Eukaryota, Metazoa, Chordata, Actinopteri, Siluriformes, Ictaluridae. The record is from RefSeq and is a predicted model, not a curated record. The transcript is spliced from 17 exons. Bases 330 to 3674 code for a protein of 1114 amino acids.